Messenger RNA from Medioppia subpectinata, 1200 nucleotides. NCBI's taxonomy places the organism in Eukaryota, Metazoa, Arthropoda, Arachnida, Sarcoptiformes, Oppiidae. The record is from the annotation of a GenBank genome assembly.
AUGUCUAUUGAGGCCAAUUCGGACACAAAAUUGACAGUAAAAGAGUUGAUCACAAAAUCCAAUGCAUUGGCGAUGGCUUUGUUGGAGAAGGGGAUCAAUAAAUCAGAUAUUAUACUCACUUUUGCCAAUAAUUCAAUUGAAUUGGUUAUCGCAAUAUUUGCGAGCAUAUGGUUGGGCACAACUAUAUGCCCAAUCAGUCCCAUCGCUAAUGUCCACGAAAUAGAGAGCCAUUUGGAAAAACUAGACUCUUUGGUGAUCUUCACGUCAACAACUAAAACCGAAAUCAUAUCCAAAGCGUUAAAAAACAGCAAAAUAAAUGAUUGCGUGAAAUUGAUCACUAUAUUGGACGGCACUUAUGAUGAAUACAUCGAUUUUUGUGAAUUACUUAAACUGGGAUCCAAUCAACGGUUGCCAACCGUCCCAUACUUUACUGUCGAUCCCGUGAAAGAUAUAUUUUUAAUGUUACAAAGCUCUGGGACUACAGGAGUGCCCAAAUCUGUGUUACACACACACUAUGGCUACUCUUUGAUAGUAAACUACGAGUGUUGGACUCCGGGAAAGAAACCUGUAUUUGGGAACAUAACUCCGUUUGGGAGUCUCUCGGGUUCGGGCUUUUUAUUUCGCUUCGUAACCUCUGGCGUACCAAUCGUUAUAUACCGAGCGUUAAGCGAGCAGUUGAUCGUUAAGAGUAUUGAGAAAUACAAAAUCACAUUCAUGUUUAUAACGCCCCCAUUGGGACACCGACUCAUCGACGGACAACUCGUUGAUAAUUAUGAUCUCUCGAGCCUUCAAUUCGUAACAGUGAGCGGAGCGGCCUUUUCGGCCACAGUUGCCAAAACACUAAUCCACAAAUUUAAUGUUAAAUUCACCCAGGGAUACGCGAUGUCUGAAUAUGGAUUAAUAACAGAUUUUCUUGAGGUUGAUCCCAAUGAAUAUGAGUUGAUCGAGGGCAAUUUGGGUCGACCCAUUGCUAACACCGAAAUAAAAGUGAUUGAUUUGACAAACGGAUCAAAUUUAGGGCCCAAUAGUGACGGCGAGAUCUGUGUUCGCGGACCUCAAAUGUUUGCCGGAUAUUUAAACAACUCGUUGGCCACCAAUGAAGCCAUAGAUAGCGAGGGAUGGCUUCACACCGGAGAUAUCGGUCAUUAUGACCAACAAAAUCGCUUAUUCAUAACCGAUAGACUCAAAGAACUGAUCAAA